AUGGGACUCAAUGGCCUCAUCCCAGUAGAUGAAGAAGAGGAUGUCAUAUACACCAAAGAUGCAGAGAAUGAUGUUAGACAUCGGGUGCGGGCCAACAAUGUUAGGAGUCAAUACCAAUUAAAUAUUGAAGCACACUUUUACGACCAAGUGUUGCAAGAUGAUGCAAUUAUAGCUGUUGAUAUUUGGCCACCAUCAGGGAUAGACUUACUUUAUGUUCCAAAACCACAAGGGUUAGAGUUACCCCAUGUCCCAGACUUAGAAGAUGAAGCAUAUUUGGAACUCAUGGACCUUGAUGCUCUGUCUGUUGAGUUUGUUGAGUCUGCUGCCUCAGUGGUUAUCACUGGACCACAAAUAGAAAAGUCCAAUCCAACUGUCAUCAACCUGAGUUCUGAUGAUGAGAAUGAAUAUCCUGAGCAUGUUAUCCCUCAUCUUGAAAUUAUAGAUAUUAGUUCUGAUGAUGAAUAG
Messenger RNA from Prunus armeniaca (apricot), 465 nucleotides. NCBI's taxonomy places the organism in Eukaryota, Viridiplantae, Streptophyta, Magnoliopsida, Rosales, Rosaceae. The record is from the annotation of a GenBank genome assembly.